CGGUCCUGCGCUAUAGGGCGGUGCUGGGGGCGGUAGUGGAUACAAAGCUGGGAGUUGCGGCUCUCGCUGACAGCCAUGGCCGAGCAUUGUGUGAUCGCCGCAUAGCGCCCUAUGUACUAACCGGGAGGAUGAACUCCCUGCUGUUCGGAGACAUGGCCCGCGCCCUGGACACCCCGCCGUCCCCCGGCCCCUCUGCGGCCCCCGCGGUCACCCUGGCCCUGCGGAAUGACCUGGGAUCCAAUAUCCACGUGUUAAAGACCCUCAAUGUCCGGUUCCGAUGCUUCCUGGCCCGCGUGCACGAACUGGAGCGGCGGAACCGGCUGCUGGAGCGGCAGAUCCAACUCAACCAGAACCGGCCGGACCGGGGGCUCCGCUUCAAAACCUUCCACCGGGACAUGGGCACCCAGACCGAACCGCAGCCCCCCGGCCGCCUGCCCGGAACCAUGUGGACCUACACCCACGUGCGGCGCUCCGGGGGCCAGCUGGAGACCGUGCAGGGCCCCGGGGUCUCCUGGACAUACCCGGACGGAGUGGGGGUACAGAUCGACACCAUCACCCCCGAAAUCCGAGCCCUGUAUAACGUGCUGGCCAAGGUCAAACGGGAGAGGGACGAGUACAGGAGGAGGUGGGAGGAAGAACUGGCCAAGAGGAGAAGUCUGGAAUCCAUGGUGGAGUCUUUACAGGAGGAAGCGCAAGAAGCGUAUAACGUGCACGAUGAACUGAACGAGACCAUCGCGAGGUUGAAAUCCGAGCUGGUUGUCUUUAAGGGUCUGAUGAGUGAUCCAAUGUCAGAUCUCGACUCAAAGAUCCAGGAAAAGGCAAUGAAAGUGGAUAUGGACAUCUGCCGGCGGAUUGAUAUCACGGCCAAACUGUGCGAUGUGGCACAGCAAAGGAACUCAGAGGAUGUGUCCAAGAUGUUUCAGGUUGGUACGGUUUCUAAAAAGAGAGAGAAGAAGAUGACAGUCGAAGAUGACGCGUCCGAGCAGGACGGAGAUGCUGGCAGGUUCUCUGACGAUGAAGUCAGCUGUUCCCUCAACAUUACUGAUGAGAUGAAAAGAAUGUUUAACCAGCUGCGGGAGACGUAUGACUUUGAUGAUGACUGCGAUAGUCUAACGUGGGAAGAAAAUGAAGACACUCUGCUCCUUUGGGAAGACUUCACAAACUGUAACCCACCAGCAGAUGUUCAGGGAGGAGGAGAGCAGCAGGAGGAAACAUUGGGGAAUUUGAUUCAGGAAACGGAGACCUUUCUAAAAACACGAGAUAAAGAAUAUCAGGAAACAAUAGACCAGAUCGAGCUGGAACUGGCGACUGCCAAAAGCGACAUGAACCGCCAUCUACACGAGUACAUGGAAAUGUGCAGCAUGAAAAGAGGCCUCGACGUCCAGAUGGAAACCUGUCGGCGACUGAUAAAAGGAUCUGCGGGGUCAGCGGGCAGAAAUUCUCCAUCCACGAGUUCUGUAUCCAGCAGCGACUCAGGAAAUUCUGACGAAAUUCCGGAUGAGUUUGAGAAAGAUGGAGACGGAGACAGCAUAAUAAGCUGAUCUGUGCGACAUUCCUGGACUACAUAAACUGUAUGAUAAACAUUCAUGAAUGAAAUACAAACUUUGGAGUCCAUUCAGAGAAAUUCCCGAAGAGAGACAUCAACCCAAAAACACCCCCCAGCUUUCCCUCCAACUGGUGCUGUAAAUGUCUAUUCUUCUAUGGGGAAAAUAUGUAAAUAGAAUUCUUUACAGAAAAGAAAACAAAAUGUGCUGUUUUUAGCUCUGCCCUUCCCACAGCUGAAUUUUUUUUCUUGUCUUUAAAUUGCUUAGAAAACGAGUGAAAUAAACCCGGACAGGCGUUCUAGGUUUUAUGAUCACAGCAGACCUGUGAUUGCUGCUAAUCACGCUGCAAACUGCAGGCAGGUUCUAAGCGGAACAUUGAGACUUUGCAAAGAACUUCCAGGAGCUGCUGCUACAGCCAGCAGUCCAAGGUGUGAUUAGGAGAAAUGUUCAGUUCUUCCAUCGACCAAAAACUUUUUAUUUAUUUUUUAAAAUAUGAACUAAAAUUUGGGGCUUCUUAAAUAUAAACUGCGUAGCCCAUAAGUGUUUAAUUAUCUGUAAAAUUCUGUGUUCAGAAAGUUCCAAUAUUCUGUUGUGUUGCACAAAUGUGUACACAAUGUGCAAAAUUGUUGUCUUGAUGGUCCUGCGACAGGAAACGAAGGCUGCUGUGAUCACACAUACUUGUGGUGUCCAUCGCUGCUAUAUAACGUGGGGGGGCAGAGCAAUAAAAGCACGGUGUAGGUUUACUAUGCAAAUCGCUUGCCUUAUACAAAAGGAAUGUUUGCUCCCCACUGUGUUCUCCCUUCCUUGAAGGGGGAUGCUAAGAAUUGGAAGUGUUACAUGUACACAGGCACUAGAUCCUGGAAAACUGUUUAUACUGCAGUGACCAGACGCCACCUCUAGGGAGGCGCUGUAGAAAAGUGGCGCAUAGUUCUAUAAGUCGAAUGUGUCUGAUACCAUUUGGGUUCCGUGUUAAUGUCACUAAUGGUUCUACUUGCAACACUUUCUAAUUCCUUCCUUGGUGUCUGCAUUUGCCAUCGCGAGGCGGCAGAACACACUGAGGAAACCUCCAGCAGUGAGAAGAGUUUUGUAUUUUCAGUUUACCCUGCGUGUCAUGGCACAGGCCCCAUAU
This is a messenger RNA of Pelobates fuscus (common spadefoot toad), 2673 nucleotides long. RefSeq names its product intermediate filament family orphan 2 (gene IFFO2). The transcript is spliced from 9 exons. The coding region runs from base 129 to 1541 and encodes 470 amino acids. The record is from RefSeq and is a predicted model, not a curated record. Lineage: Eukaryota; Metazoa; Chordata; Amphibia; Anura; Pelobatidae.